This is a messenger RNA of Formica exsecta, 749 nucleotides long. It is a transcript of the gene Uxt, whose product is annotated as protein UXT homolog. Lineage: Eukaryota; Metazoa; Arthropoda; Insecta; Hymenoptera; Formicidae. The transcript has 2 exons. Gene Ontology annotation, biological process: regulation of transcription by RNA polymerase II. Bases 166 to 609 code for a protein of 147 amino acids. The record is from RefSeq and is a predicted model, not a curated record. Gene Ontology annotation, molecular function: transcription corepressor activity.
CUGCUAGUUCUGCCUCUGCCUUCUGCCAGGCCAAGAUGUCGCACGAUGUUACAGACGUUAAGAUACAGCGUAAAAAUGCAGUUAUAUUUAUCAGAAAGAUUUUUGUAAUACGAUUUGUUUGGCUUUGACACACUUUAUUCUAAGGCUGACAAUAGUGCAAGUCUAAUGGAUCUGCAAACUCAACAGAAGAUUUCACAAUUUGAGACGUUUGUGAACAAUGUAUUAAAAGCCGAUCUUGCAAAAUUGGAUGAAAAACUUGAUGCUAAGAAUGCUGACGUUGCCGAAUUUCUACAACUGAAAUCGGUGAUAACUACGUUUCAAAAUACAAACGUCGAAAAAACAGGAUUCAAGACUAAGGUCGAUAUAGGAAAUAAUUUUUUUAUUCAAGCGCACAUUCCAGAUGCUUCAAAGAUUUUAUUAGACGUUGGUUUAGGACAUUAUGUCGAAUUCGAUUUGAAUGAAGCUUUAAUUGUUAUAAAUAUACGGAUCAAGUUGCUGGAAAGACAGAUUGCUCAUUUGCGGAAAAUAAUUGCAAGAACCAAUGCUCAUAUUAAGUUAACUCUUAUUAUAAUUAGAGAUUUACAAGGAAUUAAAGAAUAUGAUCAAUAGAAACUAUUGUAAUGAAUAAAAGAUGAUUUAAUGUAAGAAUCAAAAACUAUUCGAUAAGAAAAUAGUAUAUAUUGGAAUUUGCUAUAAUAGCAGUAUAUAUAAAUUUUAUAAAUUUAUUAAUAAACUUGUAAUUCAAUAUA